AUGCAGCCCCACGCGCGCCAAAGGGCAGCGCGUCCCGCCCCUGCCCGCCUGGCCGGCCGGCCCACCGCGCCCCCGCCUCGUCCGCCACUCGCAGCCCCUGCGACCCGGCCUCCCGGGUCCGCGCCCCGCCGGGCCCCGACUCUAGCGCGCGCCCCGCCUCCGCCGCUCGGCCCCCUUGGCCCGCCCCGGCCCGGCCCGCGGCGGCGGCAACGGAGUGUCACGGCGCCAUUGCUCUCCUGCCUCCGCUCUGCACCAUGUCAGGAAGGAGAAGCGCUCCUUCACCCGGGGGGCAGGGGCGGCGGCCUGCGGCGGCGGCCGGCGCGGGGGGACCCGGCGGGGGAGGCGCGGGGCGGGGAGGCAGCAGGACAGGGUGUGGGAGGGGAGCGAGCCGCACCGCCGCAGCGGCCGUCCCCUCCCGCGCCCGCCUCAACUUUUUGUACAGCCCGGAGAGGCGCGGGCACCCCGAUCUCCGCGGUCCAGCAGCGGGUCCUCUCCAAAGACGCACAGCAGAGUUGGGGGCCGGUUCUCCCGGCAGCCCGCUCCUCCGGAGCAAACUUAGCGGCGCGGCCAGCCCCACAGCCAUUUUCCCGGGGAGGCGGCGGAGGCGAUCGUGCCCGCAGUUGUCGCCGCGGCUCCAGGACCCGAUCGCUGCCCGGCACCCUGGGCACAGUCCUCCCUGCAUCCCCCUCGCCGCCUGCGGAGCUCCCAACUGCACCGGGACCCCGUCGCGGCAGCAGCUGCUCCCGCCGCUUUGCCCAUUCAGCGGCCCCCGCUGACCACCUACCUACUGCGGGUGCAGAGCGCUGUCAGCUCUCCAGUCUGCCGCCCCACCGAUCGCCGUGGGUCCCAGUCCGGGUAGCACCGCUCCCGGCCGCAGCGGCAGUUCCUGCGCCGGGUUCCCCUACUCGCCCCGAUUUACUGCCACAAUCCACCAAAUAACAAGCUGUUGAGCAGACUCGCUUCUACACGAACUCCUAUUGGCUGCUCAUGACGCCGAAUAGCUUCGGAUUGGAGCUCGCUGUCUGCCUUUCUCAUUGGAUGUAGCUGUGAAACUUCCAUGAUUGGUGCGGAAAACAGCAGGUAGGAUAUCUUCCACUUCUGAUUGGCUAGAUUCGAAGACGCACGUUAUUGGAGGAUAGAGGAUUGAGCAAGAGAGCCCAAAAAAUUGAUUGGAGGAGACGACUCCGGAUGUGCUUGACUGAACACUGAUUGGAGAACAGAGGGGUCAGGAAGAGCAGUUCUGCACGAGGAUUGGGCGGUGGCGUGUCCCAUGGAAACGGAAUCCAGAACUGCAGCCAGGGUUUUGCACGGGGGCGGAGCCGGGUCUUCCCCAGGCGCCUGCGCUUAACCGGUUUCCCGGCGCCAUUUUGUCCCGGCAGCAGCAACCCGCAGCUCUAUCCCAUUUUCUGUGUCCAGAGGGAAGGAAGCGGACUCUAUCUGAGUUGUCCCGAAGACAACAUACACCUCCAUGACAACCCAAAGUAUCACAGAGGAAAUGAAAAGCUGCGGAUUCAAAGUUAAUUAAGAUAAGGUUUGACCAUAGAAGACUUCUAGAAAAUCCUGGCUGCUGGUGUGGAAAAUGAGACCCAGAAGAAAAAGAAAACAGGUGACUGGAAUGCUGGUCCCCCUGUGCAGGAACAGCUCAGGAGGCUGCCUGAGACAUGAGUGUCCCUGUAGUAGCCAGUGAAUCUUGUUAGCUAUCAGGUUCUCGUGACUUAGUAUUGCAUGUCAUCCUUUCAUAUGGCACCAAUGGGGUUUUAUAAAGCCCUAUUAUGGUUUGGUUAUUACAGGCCAAACAGACUUUUAAAGACUGAGAGCUAAUCUUUCCCUGCUCAAGCAUAGAGCAGAGACUCCUUGUUAGCUGAUUUGUGCAUACUGCACAUUCCGUGCAUGUGUUGCUGCAGAAAUGUCCCUACAGUGUUACCAGAGCUGGGGCAGGAAGUAAGGGUGGAAUUCUGAGCAGGCAAAGGCACAGACUGAUGCUGAAGGAAGCAGGAGGAGGGCAGAGCAAGGAGCAGUAAGAGCCACGAGGAGGCGUGGGAUGGUGGAGGAGUCUGGAAAAGUAGCUAGCAGACACCGUCCCAGCAAAAGGCAAACAGCUUUCAUUUUCUACAAAAAUCAAAAUUAUCCAAAUUUAAUAUCUGUGGAAAUAAACUAUUUUAAAUAGAUUCCGUUGAAAAUGUAAUUAGCUGACAUGUUUGGUAUUUUUUAUUGGAAAAAUAAAUUGUUUUUUUUUUCUUAA
Apodemus sylvaticus (European woodmouse) is the source of this 2242-nucleotide messenger RNA. RefSeq names its product WAS/WASL-interacting protein family member 3-like. NCBI's taxonomy places the organism in Eukaryota, Metazoa, Chordata, Mammalia, Rodentia, Muridae. The record is from RefSeq and is a predicted model, not a curated record. The coding region runs from base 1 to 939 and encodes 312 amino acids. The transcript has 4 exons.